GGAUGCUGGGUGAGCGGCCUCUGAACGGACAGCAGGCGUCUGGUUGUGCCGCUGCUUCUGAAGCAGUCGAGGACUUGAAGGCCAGGGCUGACCCAGAGUGUUUGCUCUCGGCUGGUGGAGAAUGGGUGAGAUAGAGGGGACGUACAGAGUCCUGCAGGCAGCAGGGACACGCCUGGGCACCCAGACCCCCUUGGGAGUUAGCACCCUUGAGCCUGGACAGAGGCUCCCACCCAGGACGCAGGAGAAGCACCUGCACGUCAGGGUGAAGCUGCUGGACAGCACCGUGGAGGUGUUCGACAUUGAGCCCAAGUGUGACGGCCAGACCUUGCUGACCCAAGUGUGGACACGCUUGAAUCUGAUAGAGAGUGACUACUUCGGGUUAGAGUUUCAGAGCAUCCAGUGCUGCUGGAUCUGGCUGGAGCCCACGAAGCCCUUCGCCAGGCAAGUGCGAAGGCCAAAGAACACAGUGCUUCGCCUGGCCGUGAAGUUUUUCCCACCGGACCCUGGUCAGCUGCAAGAAGAGUACACGAGGUACUUAUUUGCCCUGCAACUCAAGAGGGACCUCCUGGAGGAGCGUCUGGUCUGUGCCGACAACACCGCAGCUCUCCUCACAUCCCACCUUCUGCAGUCUGAGAUUGGAGAUUGCGACGAAACCCUGGCCCGAGAGCACCUGAAGGCCAGCGAGUACCUGCCCAGCCAGGGCCGCUGCCUCGACAAGAUCCUGGAACUGCAUCGGAUGCACAUGGGCCAGACGCCUGCAGAGUCGGACUUCCAGGUGCUGGAGAUCGCCCGAAAGCUGGAGCUGUACGGCAUCAGAUUUCACAGGGCCUCCGACAGGGAGGGGACCAAGAUUAACCUGGCUGUGUCCCACAUGGGCAUCCUCGUGUUCCAGGGCACCACCAAGAUCAACACGUUCAACUGGUCCAAGGUUCGCAAACUAAGCUUCAGGAGGAAGCGAUUCCUCAUCAAACUCCACCCAGAGGUGCACGGGCCCUACCAGGACACGCUGGAGUUCCUGCUGGGGAGCAGAGACGAGUGCAAGAGCUUCUGGAAGCUCUGUGUGGAGCACCACGCCUUUUUCAGGCUCGCUGACCAGCCGAAGCCCAAAGCGAAAGCCGUGUUCUUCACCCGGGGCUCCUCCUUCAGAUACAGUGGGAGAACUCAGAAGCAGCUUGUGGACUACGUUCGAGACGGAGGGGUGAGGAGAGCCCGGUACGACAGAAGGCACAGUGCGACACGGAUGUCUGUGCGUGCUCUGACUGCAGACCUGCCGAGACAGAGCGUCUCGUUCACCGAGGGCGUGCGGACGUCUGCCUCGCUCUCUUCAGCAAGCGCCUCCUUUGGCCGGCUCCCGACCUCCCCCGUCAUCCCUCCCUACCAGCCUGAGCUCACGGAUGGCAACAACAGUGCCCUGGCGGAUCCCCAGGCCCCCCAGGGCAGGAGUCCCGCGGCAGAGAGGAGCUGUGGAGCAGCGGCCCACGGCCUGGACGCACCAUCGGCCCAGCACCCGGGGCCCCCCGCGCUGCAGCCUGGUCCAGGCCUUGCAGCGGACAGCCCUCAGCCAUCUCCCUCCAGCCAGAAGAGCCAGCUGAGCCUGAGCCCCACGCUCGAGGUGACUCUGGGCCCCGCUGAGCACAGCGCGUCCCCCCUCCUGAGCCCUGUCCUUAGCGACGCUGGAGCUAGGAUGGACUUCGAGGAGGAACCGAGGCACAAGCGCCUGCCGGAAGAUAAGGCCUAUUUCAUGGUGAAGGAGCUCCUUGCCACAGAGCGCACCUACCUGAAGGAUCUGGAAGUCCUCACUGUGUGGUUCCGCAGUGCCCUGGCCAAGGAGGACACCACGCCUGCAGCCCUAGUGGCCCUGCUCUUCUCCAGCAUCGACCCUGUCCACGAGUUCCACAGGGCCUUCCUGCGUGAGCUGGAGCAGCGGCUGGCACUCUGGGAAGGACCCUCCAGUGCUCACGGGAAAGGCGGCCACCAGCGCAUAGGGGACAUCUUGCUCAGGAACAUGCGUCAGCUAAAGGAGCUCACCAGCUGCUUCCAGAGACACGGUGAAGUCCUGGCCGCGCUGGAACAGGCCACCCAGCGCUGUAAGAGGCUGGAGGCAGUGUGCAGAGAGUUUGAGCUGCAGAAGGUCUGCUACCUGCCGCUCAGCGCAUUCCUGCUGAAGCCCAGCCAGCGCCUGGUGCACCUGCGCCUGCUGCUCAGCCGGCUGUGCGGCCACUACCCGCCCGGGCACCACGACUACGCCGACUGCCGUGACGCCCUCCAGGCCAUCUCCGAGGUGACUGUGGCGCUGCAGCACAGCCUGGCGCGGCUCCAGAACCUGCAGAAGCUGGUGGAGCUGCAGCGGGCCCUGGUCGGCAUGGAGAACCUCGCUGCUCCGGGCAGGGAGUUCAUCCGCGAGGGCUGCCUCCACAAGCUCACCAAGAAGGGACUGCAGCAGAGGAUGUUCUUCCUGUUCUCAGAUAUGUUGCUGUACACAAGCAAAGGUGUCACCGGGAGCAGCCACUUCCGGAUACGGGGCCUCCUUCCGCUCCGUGGCAUGCUGGUGGAGGAGGCUGAGAGCCAGUGGCCGGGUCCACACUGCUUCACCAUCUACGCAGCUCGGAAGACAAUCGUGGUGGCGGCCAGCACCCGGCUGGAAAAGGACAAGUGGAUGCAGGACCUCAACACUGCGAUCCAAGCAGCACAGAGCGGCGGUGGCGACACGGCCCCGGUGCUGCCAGCUGGCACCCUGUGCACUCCAGCACGCCGGUCGUCUGACGAGGUCUCCGUGGAACACGAGUCACAAGCAGCAGCUUGGGGCACUCAGGGCUCCCUGGAGGGGCGGAGCCCACACCGGGCCAACACCACGGUGCACGUGUGCUGGUACCGGAACACAAGUGUGUCCAGAGCCGACCACAGCGCUGCCGUGGAGAACCAGCUCUCGGGGUACCUGCUGCGCAAGUUCAAGAACAGCAGCGGCUGGCAGAAGCUCUGGGUCGUCGUCACGAACUUCUGCCUGUUCUUCUACAAAACUCACCAGGAAAACCACCCUCUGGCCAGCCUCCCACUCCUGGGCUACAGCGUGAGUGUCCCCAGGGAGGACGACGGCAUCCACAAAGACUACGUCUUCAAGCUCCAGUUCAAGUCCCACGUCUACUUCUUCCGAGCCGAGAGCAAGUACACGUUUGAGAGGUGGAUGGAAGUGAUCGAGAGUGCCAGCAGCUCGCCUGGGAGACCCCCGAACCUCGUGCAGGACAGCCCAGCCGGGGGCAGGGAGGCCUGACUGCACCCUGCCUGGACGAGGACGCCUGCAGAGAGGUGGCCACCAACAGCAUGGAGGGAGCUCAGUCACCUCUGGGGGAGGCUCUGCCCCACCAAAACCCCCUGAGGCACCAAGAGGACAGGCACAUGCCUGGCUGCAGCACGGCCCCCCUGCCCUGUCCGCUCCCCAGGGCAGGGCUCCCGUUGAGGACUGGCCUCAGACAAAUCCUGGGGCAGGCAGCCCCACAGUCCGGCUCCACCCGGCCUCCGACAAGCACUGCACUCAGGCUGCUGGCCCCGGGGCAGGGACUUCUGUCCCUGGGAGGGGCCGAGAGCUCUGCCCAUUCAGUCCCAUGACGAGGCAGGGCCUGCGCAGGACCCAGAGUGCCCCAUGGCCUCCAACCCACUGGCCCUCACACCGCUCAGCCACUGGCAGCCGACGUGGACUCCUCUCGCACACGUGACUACAAAUAAACGGCCGAUCCCACGCGGCGC
This is a messenger RNA of Lepus europaeus (European hare), 3741 nucleotides long. It is a transcript of the gene FARP2, whose product is annotated as FERM, ARH/RhoGEF and pleckstrin domain protein 2. NCBI's taxonomy places the organism in Eukaryota, Metazoa, Chordata, Mammalia, Lagomorpha, Leporidae. Gene Ontology annotation, molecular function: cytoskeletal protein binding; guanyl-nucleotide exchange factor activity. Bases 122 to 3268 code for a protein of 1048 amino acids. The record is from RefSeq and is a predicted model, not a curated record. The transcript is spliced from 27 exons. Gene Ontology annotation, cellular component: cytoskeleton.